UGGGGUAAGAAAAUAAGACAAGCUUGGUUGGGUCUGUCUAUUUGAAGUCUAGUGGUCACUCUCAGACAGAUACACAUAGAUGUUCAGCCUCUUCUUCUUACAGGGUUUUCAGACUGCAAAUAUCUUCUUUGAAAAAAAGAAAACCAGCUUUGACAAAUUUUAGGUUGCUGUUUGUCUCCUCUAUAUCUAUUUUCAAGUUUCCUUGAUUCAAAACUGAAAGCUACAACUCUUUCUUUUGGUUGUUUAGGAUUGAUUUUUGUAAAAGGCUUCAUAUUUCUUAUUAUUAUCUUCGUCCUCCAGUUCCAAUAUAUUUGUGUGAAAACAGAAAAGAAGAAGAAGAAGAAAAUAUCCUUCCUUUUUUUGUCUUGUUUCAAAGUUUAACCAACCACCCUUUUCGCCACUUCACAAACUUUAUCAGCUUUUCAAUUCCUUGAAGAAGAAGAAGAAGAAAGCCUCAAAAUUCAACCCAUAUUCUCCAUAGAAACGAAACUUUAUCUUCAAAUUCAAUCAAGCAGCGAGGGCUUGAGGUGUGGAGGAGUAUUUAAAAUGCAAGACCCAAUGGGCUUUCACCAAAUGAAAGCGCCGGCUUUUCAAGAGCAAGAGCAGCAGCAGCUGAAAUGCCCCCGCUGUGACUCAACCAACACCAAAUUCUGUUACUACAACAACUAUAACUUGUCUCAGCCCCGCCAUUUCUGCAAGAACUGCCGCCGUUACUGGACUAAAGGCGGCGCCCUCCGUAACAUACCCGUCGGUGGCGGCACCCGUAAGGGCACCAAACGCUCCUCCUCCUCCUCCACCAACAACCCUAAGCGCCAGCCCAACCCCUCUCCAGACCCCACCCCAAACCAAAAAAUCCCUGAUCCCUCUCCGCCGCCGCCGACAUCAUCAUCAUCGUCGAUGUUUCCCCAGCAGAUUGUUUUGAGCUCGGGGGCUCAGAAUUCGGACUUGGAUAUCGACUCGACCCGGAUGUAUCUGUUGCCGGUUGAUCAUCAAGAUGGGAAGAUGAUGGAUAUCGGCGGGAGCUUCAGCUCGCUGUUGGCUUCGACUGGGCAGUUUGGAAACCUUCUAGAAGGGUUUAAUUCAAAUGGGUCGGGUUUAAAAACGCUGAAUCAUUUUGGAGGGAAUUUGGAUUCGGGUUGUGAAAUGGAUCAGAGUUCGGGUGGGGACCCGCGAUUCGGAGAGAGCAGUAAAAACGGAGAGAGUUAUUUGGAUGCACAGGGCGGUAGGGAUACAAGUUGUUGGAGUGGCGAUAGCAAUGGCUGGCCAGAUCUUUCUAUUUACACUCCAGGUUCAAGUUUUCGGAGAUAGAAAUUACAUUCGACUAUUUUAAAAUUUGAUAAAUAAAUUAAAUCUUUAUUGUACUCACACACAGAUUUUCAUAUUUAAUUUGUGCACCAAUAAAAAGUUUACUUUGUUAAAA
Messenger RNA from Gossypium raimondii (Peruvian cotton), 1420 nucleotides. RefSeq names its product dof zinc finger protein DOF3.1. Gene Ontology annotation, biological process: regulation of DNA-templated transcription. Bases 547 to 1308 code for a protein of 253 amino acids. The record is from RefSeq and is a predicted model, not a curated record. The transcript has a single exon. Lineage: Eukaryota; Viridiplantae; Streptophyta; Magnoliopsida; Malvales; Malvaceae. Gene Ontology annotation, molecular function: DNA binding; DNA-binding transcription factor activity.